Rhododendron vialii is the source of this 2114-nucleotide messenger RNA. RefSeq names its product plastidial pyruvate kinase 4, chloroplastic. NCBI's taxonomy places the organism in Eukaryota, Viridiplantae, Streptophyta, Magnoliopsida, Ericales, Ericaceae. The record is from RefSeq and is a predicted model, not a curated record. Gene Ontology annotation, molecular function: magnesium ion binding; pyruvate kinase activity; potassium ion binding. Gene Ontology annotation, biological process: glycolytic process. Gene Ontology annotation, cellular component: cytoplasm.
AUGAGCUUUUGCUUUUGCUUUUGGGUUGUGGUGGAAGACGAGAAAGUAAAAUCAUAUCAACCGGCUGUUAUCUUUCUGUGUGGCAUUUACAUACAGCGGAUUGAGGGUGUUAUUGAUCUCUGUAUCUCAUCACUUAAAAUGGAGAAGCUGCAUUACGUAGCAGUCAUCGGAUUGAUGUCUAGUAUUGUGGUUACCGGAGAAAAAGCCUUUGGAGAUGAAAAAAUGUUCUUCAGAAAUUUGCCUUCAUCUUCUCAAACUGGAGCAACGGUUGGGUUAUUACUUAGUCAUUCUCUCCAACGGCAACCCAUCAAGGGAAACUGUUAUUCCAGAGGGAAAUUGCUGGAGAGUUGGGCAAUACUGUGGUCUGGAUUAACUUGUGUACGUAUAAAAGUUGGUCGAGCUCAAACAACUUGUCCAAGGUUGGGGAUGUCAUUUAAAAGUUGCGGUGGAAUUUUCAGGGACUGCAUGUAUAUUGUUGUUGCGGCUCUUGUCGGCCUACCUAGCUACUUGUGGGACAACGUGUCCUUCAAACAGCCUGCCCUCUCAGCUUUUAACCAUGCAAUAGUGUUGUCCAUGGUUAAAUGGGAAGGACUUGGAAGUGGCAUUCUGGUUAUUAUGAUAGGUGAUGGUCUCGAAUUCUAUGAUGCAAGAGGAAAGCAAAGGAUGCUAAAGAUUGCCGAGGGGUCCUGUUUUGGUGGUGUCGGGUACAUGGCAGAGUGUUUCAGCGCUGCUUAUGUUGAAUUGGGAACAUAAAUCUAUAUCAAGGGAAAGAAAGGGAAACAUGAUGUUGGACUUGUGGUGGAUAUCCCUGCUGCAGAGAGAUUUAUCAGGUUGAGAGUUGGAGACUUGUUAACAAUAUCACGAGAAGCUCAAAAAGGUAAAAAGAAAUCAAUGGGAGCGAAGGCUGGUGCUCAUUGGAUAACUUGUUCUUCUGGAUAUCUUUUUGAUACUGCAAAACCCGGGGACCCUAUUGCUUUUGAUGAUGGGAAGAUAUUGGGUACUAUCCAAGGCACUAUGUCGGAGAUUAUUGUUUCAAUCACUCGUGCGGAUCGAAGAGGUACUAAACUUGGCUCAGAAAAGUCCAUUAAUACCCCCGAGAGCCAUAUACCAUUUGAAAGCCUGACUUCCAAAGAUCUUAAGGAUCUUGAUUUUGUUGCUGCUCAUGCUCACAUGGUGGGGGUAUCCUCAGUGAAAAAUGUUCGUGAUGUAAUUGUGCUUCGCCAAGAGAUUGAAAAAAGGCAGCUUCGGAACAUGGGGAUUGUUCUAAAAAUUGAGACAAAAGAUGGGUUUAAGAAUUUGCCCCUAUUGCUACUGGAGGUCAUGAAGUCCCCAAAUCCUGUAGGGGUUAUGAUUGCCAGAGGAGAUCUCGUGGUGGAGUGUGGGUGGGAAAGGCUGGCUGAUGUACAGGAGGAAAUUUUAUCUAUUUGCAAUGCUGCUCACAUACCGGUCAUCUGGGCAACUCAAGUGCUGGAGUCACUUGUCAAGACUGGUGUGCCCACAAGAGCUGAGAUUACUGAUGAGGCCAGUGGGAGAAGGGCAAGUUGCAUUAUGUUGAACAAAGGGAAACCUGUAUCAACAUUGGACACCAUUUUGCAUGGCAACUCUACAAAGGUGAAAGCAGAAUUGAAGCCUCUUUCGUUGUCCAGUCUCAGUUAGUUCAUUCGCUCUUCUCUGGCUAUUUCCCAACUGUAUGAUUUCCAUGUACAACAGCACCGCGAGAGUUUUUGCCGCCUGUCAUCAGAGAACAUCUUACAAAAGAUUUUGAUACCUUAGGUUCCAUACUAUUCCAUCAAAUUACUCUUACCAUUUUGAUCGCAGUCAAUCUGCUUUUGAAUGGGUUUGAGCUAGGUUGCAUGAUAUAAUGUGUUCAAAUACAAUGUCUGUUUUCAGUAACCCUUCUGUAUUAGAUUUUUAGACCUCAGAAUGGCGUGCGGUUAUACUUUGAACUAACAUAUAACACAAAAUGCUGGUGUUAAAAAAUGAUCAAUGAACAGCCCACAAUCUUCCAUUUCAGAAUUCAGUGAAAUAUUGGCGAACUAACAUAUAAUACAUACAAGUUCGGGAAAAAAAACCCGUGGUGAUACUGCGGCGGGAACGUGAUCCAGUGGUUCUUG